Solenopsis invicta (red fire ant) is the source of this 343-nucleotide messenger RNA. RefSeq names its product high-affinity glucose transporter-like. Lineage: Eukaryota; Metazoa; Arthropoda; Insecta; Hymenoptera; Formicidae. The transcript has a single exon. Gene Ontology annotation, biological process: transmembrane transport. The coding region runs from base 37 to 306 and encodes 89 amino acids. The record is from RefSeq and is a predicted model, not a curated record. Gene Ontology annotation, molecular function: transmembrane transporter activity. Gene Ontology annotation, cellular component: membrane.
AUUCUGUAUAUCUGGAAAGCGCAAAUACUCGUGACCAUGCUCAUUAUAUAUCUUCAGAUGUGCGGAUUGAACAAUGUGCUAUUCUACUUGGAGACUAUUCUGCAAAACGCAAAAGUCACCGUCAUAGAGCCAUCGGUGAUCGUAAUCAUCGUCACCGCUAUUGGGAUCAUCGGUUGCAUGCUUUCCAUGUUUUUAGUCGAUAAAUUCGGCAGACGGAUUCUGAUGAUCGUCUCCAAUUUGGCCGUCACGAUCUCGCUAAUACAUAUUUCUGGGAAUACAAUAUUAGCUUCUCGACGCAGGAUAUGACGCUGCCAAACUUCAGGGUCUACCAAUUUUUUCGGUG